CAACUACCAAGCCAUUACUCCCCAGACUUAAUUUGUCACUCUUGGGAACCGCUGCAAACUCCACCAUGAAGCUCAAGGUCCUAUUCCUCGCCACGGUGAUUCUGGCCAUCAAUGCCAAAGAGUGGUUAGACCAACCUGACUGGAUGAAGGUGUACCCUCAUGGCGAAUGGAGUGAGUGGGGACCUUGCGACAAUGAUGGUUUCCACACCAGCGUGCGUGUCGACUGUGAGCGUGAAAAUCAGAACUGUAUUUUGAGGUUUAGGAACGAGUAUUGCAAUGGUCAGCAAGGGAAAAGUUUCGAUUAUUGGGGUUCACCACAGAGUAUAUGCCCAAGUUCUGGAAUCUUGGAGCGUCGGCAAAAAUGCUGGAGAGGCCCAUGCACAGGAGAGUACCGCCAACUUAGAGCAUGUAUACCCACUAAUUCCGACAAAUAAGCGUUAACAGGCAAAAACAUUUGACUGGCCUUGCCAGCUCAAUGGGACAGGCAAUCCAAAGAUAUGUGGUUUGAAUCCAUGUCAAGGUCCCUUGCUCCAUUAUUUCUUUCAUUCUUUCUGUACUGUCAAUAAAUCCAAUCUGUA
Messenger RNA from Lineus longissimus, 578 nucleotides. RefSeq lists its product as uncharacterized. NCBI's taxonomy places the organism in Eukaryota, Metazoa, Nemertea, Pilidiophora, Heteronemertea, Lineidae. The transcript is spliced from 3 exons. The record is from RefSeq and is a predicted model, not a curated record. Bases 66 to 434 code for a protein of 122 amino acids.